Molecule: messenger RNA, 4673 nt
Organism: Anolis sagrei ordinatus
Lineage: Eukaryota; Metazoa; Chordata; Lepidosauria; Squamata; Anolidae
Product: protein ELFN1
Cellular component (GO): plasma membrane
Molecular function (GO): protein binding
Source: RefSeq, a predicted model, not a curated record
CUUCCUCCUCCUCUUCCUCCUCUUCUUCCUCGACUCCCUCCAUUCCUCCUCGGAUCGCGCGGGGAGCAGGACCGGCGCCGGGCUCGCUCCUUGGCUGCGCCUUGUGUGUGUGUACGCGUGUGUGUUUGUGGGGAGGGUCUCCUUCGUCUUCCAUCCAUCUCCCCCCUUCUCCUUCUCCGUCUCCGUUUCGUGGCCUUUCCCCCUAAAAGAAAAGGAGUGGAGAAGAAUCGCGAGAGGGCGGAGGAGAAAGGAAGCCAGGAGCAGAAGCAGGAUCCAAGAUCGGAACCCGGAGCCGGUUCAGUGGGGAGGGGACACUGACCCACACACUCUCCCCCACCAAGGCGAAGGGAGCCGGCAAUUGACGCAGUGGCGGCCGAAGGAUUUGACGGAGAGAGAGAGAGAGAGAAAGAGGAGGAGGAAGAGGAAGAGGAGGAGGAGGAAGAAGACGAAGGCUCGCCCGCCCGCCUCCCGCGAGAGGAGGAGGAGGAGGAGAAGAAGAGAGGGAGCGCGCCAGGCAGCCAGAAGGAGGAGAGAGAAGAAGAGCAGGAGCCGGUUCUCUCCUUCGUGGAGGCAGGGGCUCCAUCUUUGACCGGUUCCUGAAAUGCAUUUUUGACCGCAGGAUGUCCAAACAUUAUUGUGAGUCUUCAACAGGUUCCAUGACAUUCUUUGACACACGGAGAAGGAUGGAGCACCAGUUCAGAGGCCGGCUUUGGUGAGCAUCACUUCAAGACCUUUAAACCGUGACUCCAUCGGCAGCAUCACACAGACAAAGAAGAGGCAAAACUCAUGACUUCCGCCAAGGACCGGCCCCUCAGCGGCUGUUUUUGGACAUCAGGAAGCAACGUCAGGACAACAUUGUCACCAAGGAGCCCCAAAUAACCUGGCACACACGGCGUGGAGAGGUAGAGGUACUGAGGACAAGAAUGACGGAACGGGACCCCCGAACCAGAAUGGGGUCCGGCAGCAAGAAGAAAACGAGACAGACUAGCACCGAGAAGGAGAGGAGAGCUCGCGCCUGAGUUUCGACACUUCCGCCCCACCUUCUCCAGAGUGACUUUAAAGAAAACUGGAUAUGAUGGAGGAAAAAUCAACUUCCCAGGAGGAGUUUUGCUGAAGCUUUGGCUGGUGGUGCCUGGCCAAGACUCAAGACGCGAGAAGCUCUUCCUUCACCAGACACUUCCCUUCAUGGUUGGAAACCAUGGAGAGAAAGGCAAGAAUGGCAAAGCUCUCCACGAAACACUAGCCAAAGGCAGGGCUGUGCCGUCCAAGGAACCUCCCUCCUGUUCCCCUUCCGGCAGAUAAAGGGCAAGUCCCCCCAGCUCUGCGCGGCCCUUCCAAAUGGCAGGCCAUCGCUGGGCCGUGACAUCAGCACUGUGCACAUGCAUGGCGGCCAUGUCUCUCCUGUACGUGGGCAAGGUGCAGGCCGACUGCUGGCUGAUCGAGGGCGAGAAGGGCUUUGUGUGGCUGGCCAUCUGUAGCCAGAACCAACCCCCGUACGAGUCCAUCCCCCAGCAAAUCAACAGCACCAUCUUGGACUUGCGGCUGAAUGACAACAAGAUCAAAAGCGUGCAGUUCUCCUCCCUCAGCCGCUUCAGUAACCUCACAUACCUCAACCUGACCAAGAACGAGAUCUCGUACAUCGAGGACGGUGCCUUUUCGGGACAGUACAACCUGCAGGUGCUGCAGCUGGGCUACAACCGCUUGAGGAACCUGACGGAGGGGAUCCUGCGGGGACUGGGGAAGCUGGAGUACCUCUACCUCCAGGCCAACCUGAUUGAGACUGUCACCCCCAAUGCCUUCGGAGAGUGCCCCAACAUCGUGAACAUUGACCUGUCCAUGAAUAGGAUCCAGCGCCUGGACAGCAACACCUUCAGGGGCUUGACCAAGCUCUCGGUCUGUGAACUCUACAGCAACCCUUUCUAUUGCUCCUGCGAGCUCCUGGGCUUCCUUCAGUGGCUUGAGGGCUUCACCAACAUGACCCGUACCUAUGACCGCAUGCAGUGUGACUCCCCGCCGGACUACUCCGGCUACUACCUUUUAGGCCAAGGGCGGAGCGGAUAUCGCAACGCCCUGGGCAUGCUCUCCUCUCUCUGCACCGGUGGCCCCUACACCAUGCCGCCUUUUGUUAUCCUACCCAAGAACCCCGUGACCACUGCUCUUCCGGAGAGCCCAUGCCCUGAGGAAGAGUGCUUCUCUGGCGACGGCACCACACCACAAAUCUCACUCCACACACCUGUGAUCGACCCGGGUUUGUAUCCGACCAUGAAAGUCAAGCAUGUGACUCACAACUCAGCUGUGCUGAGCGUGCAGAUCCCAGCUCCUUACAGCAAGAUGUACACACUGGCCCAGUUCGAGAACGGUCGCUACAACAUCCUUGCCAAGCUUUUGAAGAAGAAAGAGGAAAUUGAGCUGACCGACCUGGGCCCCAACGAAGACUACACCUACUGCGUGACCUCCUCCAACCGAAUCGGGCGGUAUAACUACACUUGCCUCACCCUCAACCUCAACAAGCAAAACAGGGAAGAGCCAAUACCCAGCCCGUCCACUGCCACUCACUACAUCAUGACCAUACUGGGCUGCAUGUUCGGCAUGGUGAUCGUCUUGGGUGUGGUGUACUAUUGCCUCCGGAAGAAGCGCCACCAGGAAGAGAAGCACAAGCAAGCUGCCAUCAACAUGAAGAAAACCAUCAUUGAGCUGAAAUACGGGCCAGAGAUGGAGACCACCAGCAUCUCUCAGCUGUCCCAAGGCCAGAUGUUGGGUGGGGAGACCAUGACCCGCAUCCCUUACCUCCCAUCUGUGGGGGAGGUUGAGCAGUACAAGCUGAUCGACAGCAGCGAGACCCCCAAAGCUACCAAGGGCAACUACAUGGAAGUACGAACUGGCGAGCAGCCCGAACGGAGGGACUGCGAGCUCCCCAUGCCGCCGGACAGCCAAAGCUCUGUGGCAGAAAUCUCCACCAUCACGAAAGAGGUGGACAAGGUGAACCAGAUCAUCAACAACUGCAUCGAUGCCUUGAAGUCAGAAUCCACGUCUUUCCAGGGGGUGAAGUCGGGGGCGGUGUCUACUGCCGAACCCCAGCUGGUGCUCUUAUCCGAACAGAUCCCCAGCAAACACAGCUUCCUCACUCCUGUCUAUAAGGAGAGCUACAACCACCCGCUCCAGCGGCACCACAGCAUGGAGGGCCCCCCAAAACGUUCCAGCACUUCUUCCAGCGGCUCCGUCCGCAGCCCCAGAUCCUUCCGCUCCGAGGGCUCCGGCCACAAAUCAGAAGCCAAAUAUAUCGAGAAGACAUCUCCGACCGCUGAUACCAUCCUCACUGUGACGCCGGCGGCUGCUAUCUUACGGGCCGAGGCCGAGAAGAUCCGGCAGUACAGCGAGCACCGGCACUCGUACCCAGGGUCUCACCAGGCGGAGCAGCACGAGAGCGGCAUGGGUGGGCGCAAGCCUUCCAUUUUGGAACCCUUGACCCGCCCCCGCCCAAGAGACUUGGCCUACUCUCAGCUUUCUCCCCAGUACCACAACCUGAGCUACAGCUCCAGCCCCGAGUACACCUGCAAACCCUCCCACAGCAUCUGGGAGCGCUUUAAACUGAACCGCAAGCGGCACAAAGACGAGGAGGAGUACAUGGCCGCCGGCCACGCCCUGCGCAAAAAGGUCCAGUUUGCCAAAGACGAGGAUCUCCACGACAUCUUAGACUACUGGAAAGGGGUUUCCGCCCAGCACAAGUCCUGAGUCCUCGGCCUAUUCGUGACUUAACCUUGGACCAAACGAAAGACACCAGAAUAAUAAUAAUAAUUGGAAGAAAAAAAUCAGCAGCAGCAGCUAUUUCUUUUUAACCCAGACUUCUCUUCGAAAAGGAAAACGAAGAAAUAACUUAUGAGAAUCUACAGCUAUUCUAUAUAAUGUAUCAGAGAGAUGGGGGAGGGAAUAUGAGGAAAGAAAGAACGAAGGAAGCAAAGGGUAUGAAAAGGUAUGGAAAGGCUGGUCUUACCGUUGUGGAAUCUGCACCAAAUUGGAAGAGCAGGGGAGCCCUUUCCCCCAAAUACUUAAAUGUGGGGAAGGGGGAGAGUUUAUGUUUCUUUUUCUAAAAAAAAACACAGAAAAUUGAAUAAAAAAGGAAGGAAGAAAAGAAAGGAAGGAAGGAAGGAAAGAAUGGGAGAGAAACCAAAAGUGUGGGAGAGCCAGGCAGAAAACCAAAGGAGUACGGAGUAAACCACCAACACAUCGCAUGGCUCCUUCUUCUGUGUUCUUGUGGACUCUAUGUACAGUUUUGUCUUCUUCUUCUUCCUUUCAGUAACCAAAAAAAGGAAAACUAAACAAAAAAACCAAGAGGUAAACCAGGAAAAAAAAAGAGCAGAAGGAUUUUAAAAAUAAUAAUAAAAAAUAUAUCCUUUGGGCCUUUUGCAAAUGGAGUCUUCCAGUUUAGACUAUUAAUUGCCUGAAGCCCCAUUUGUGCAAUUUUGAUGAGGGUUUGUUCUCUUUUUUUUUUUUGGUUUUGUUUCUUUGGCGGAAGGAUCCGCCGCAAUCUCGCAUUGUAAAGCGGAUGCCGUUCUAAUUGUACAGAGAGAAGAGAAAUUCUAUAUUUGCAAAACGUUUGCUGUAUAAUGAGAGAGAGAGAAAGAGAAAGGAAAAAAAAUAUUACAUCUACUAAAAGAAAUAUAUCUAUAUAUUCA